This is a messenger RNA of Culex quinquefasciatus (southern house mosquito), 6215 nucleotides long. It is a transcript of the gene Nup188, whose product is annotated as nucleoporin Nup188. The coding region runs from base 458 to 6169 and encodes 1903 amino acids. Gene Ontology annotation, molecular function: structural constituent of nuclear pore. Gene Ontology annotation, biological process: RNA export from nucleus; protein import into nucleus. Lineage: Eukaryota; Metazoa; Arthropoda; Insecta; Diptera; Culicidae. The transcript has 4 exons. Gene Ontology annotation, cellular component: nuclear pore inner ring. The record is from RefSeq and is a predicted model, not a curated record.
AUGACAGUUGUGAAAAAAUUUCGUUCUAAAUACGCAGACUUUCCUGCGAGUAUCUACAAUGGGCUGCGUUGGUUGCUGUGAUUUCCCAUUUGGAACUGUCAACGCAGAAAUCCUGCGAAAAUUUUCAUUUAUUUCAAAAUUUAGAACAUGCGACCUGCGGUCUGCGAUUUUAGUACACAAUCGCAGCACCGCAGCAUUGUCAUUGUAGAAGAUCAGAUUGAUUUGCAUGUGUUUAAAACUUGCGCUUGCAUCUGCGAUCCUGCGAGUUUCCUAUUGUAGACCAGGCUUUAGCCGACAGAACCGUCAAACUGUCAAAACAACAAAAAUCGCGAAAAAGCAGCAAGACGGGAGACGGUUUUGUUUCAACUAAAUUUGUGAUUUUACGCGUAAAUUAACAAAUCCGCAGUUUUCUUUGGAGUUGUUUUAAAGAUAAGCCCCCGAAUUCAGUUAUCUCAACAUGGAGGACGUUAACGGCGACGUAAUUCAGUGGAAGAAGCUGUGGCAGCUGAUUUCGGGCAUCCACUACGAGACACCGUCCGCCGUCGUGCGGGACAAGCUGCUGGACGUGUCGAAGGAGCUCACGGAUGGGCUGGUGCAGUUCCGGAAGGCCGGCUCGGACAAGAGUUCCGCCGAGCGGCUGCAGAAGAUGAUGAAGGAGCGCAAGCAGGAGAAGCUGCUGGGGUUCGCGACCAAGCUGUACCAGUUUCUGGACAUUGACGCCGUCCAGUCGUGGAACAUUUUGUGUUUUUACUUGGUGAAUGAGUACCGCGGGCCGGCGAAUGCGCUGGCGGAUUACAUCUCGACGGAGAGUUCGAUGCUGAGCUUGCUGAACGAGAUUUGGGCAUACUAUUCGUUGGAGCGGAUGGUGAUGCUGAAGAUUGUGAAGAAUUUGCUGGAGUUUUAUAACUCGGGGAGCCAUCCGUACUCGCGGGAGUACAAGACGGUGGUGGAUAAGAUUGGGUUUGCGAAUUUGCGCAAGUCGUACAUUGGCCAGCUGGAGAGUUUGGUGAACGAGACGAUGCCGGGCAAGUUGAUUCCGGGAGAUAUGUUUAACAACCAGGCGAAGAUGGUUGCGUGGUCGGAGCGGAAGAUGCGGGAAGUUAACGAAACGUUGCACAUUAUAUUGUUGAUUGUUCACUACGACGGGAUUGGGGUGGAAGAGUUUGCCAGGUUGUUUAAGCUGUUCAAGGGGCAUUCAUUUGGUCGGGUGCAUCAGUAUCUGAACAAUGGCAAUGAAGCACACAGCGAUAUGGUGAAGAGGAUAACGUUCAGUGAGUUGGCCAUCGUGUAUCGAGCGUUGGAUUUGAGCGAGAGUGCCGGUGAUGAGCGUUGGAUCGACGGAGUAAUUAAGGCUUUGGACGGGGAGAUUGUAACGCUGCACACGUUUCCCGAGCACGGACCGUUGCUGCUGGCGUGGAUGCUGUUCAACUUUCGGCUGCAGAAUCGCUUGGACGACGACGAUUUGUCCAGCAGAUAUCGUCAGUUUGGCUCGCGGGCGAUUCAGUUGGGCGUUUUCGAAUACCUGCUGGCCAUGGUGCAGCAUUCCACGUUCAACGAUCACAGCAUUGUUUGUCGCGUCACCAGGAAAGCCAUCUUCAACCAGUUGGGAUUCCUGUGCCAGCUGUUCGAUUCGGACGGAUCCGUUGCGCAGCACGCUAAAAUCUACGACCUGCUAAGCGAACUGUUGCACAGUCCUUCGAUCGCGGCAGAAUUCUGCAAAAACGAAGACAAUCCCGUCCGCUCGCUGUUCGACACGACGUUGGAGAAUUUCCCCGUAGAUUUCACCCCACUGGCCAUGAUCGCGCACGCACUGGCCUCCGCCGGCACCAACCAGAACAAGUACAUUCACGAUCUGCUGGAAAACCUCCCAGUUUACAGCGAAGUCUACAACCCGGACCACUACGAACUGCGUCCGUCCGCGAUGAACGAAGACGAGUUCAUCCUGGCGCACGAUUACGUUCCCUUCCGGAAGAUUGGUUACGUCGUCCCACGUGGAACCUCCACGAUCGUGAUCGACAAGCGAUCGCACACCCUAGCGCACUUCCGCACCAAGUUUAACUUUUACGCCGCGCUUCAUCGCGAGAUCAACGAGCUGCUGUCGGACGCCCUGUCGUACACGCAGCUCAACGAAGAUCGCAUUCAGCGCAUUACGACCGGACUGCGGUACCUGGCGGUGGCCGUGAAGCGCAUUCACCAGCCGCACGAGAUUAGCUCGGAGAUGGUGCACCCGACGGAGAUGGUGUUUGACAUCUUGCUCAAGUUUAAGGUGAUCCAGGCGCCGCCGAUUGAGCUGCUGGCGGAGUGCUUGAACGUUUGUGCCGCGCUGGUGCCGCUGUUUGAGCCGGAAAUCUACGCCAGGGUGAUCAAUUUGAACAUCCUGCCGACGGUGAACAACGCAAACUUGGAUUUUAAAGACUACGCUGCAGGGACGAGCUUUGAGUCUAGUUUGAUUGGGUUCUACUUGGUGAACUACGAGAAGAAUGCUGGAAAGUAUUGCAUCCUGAUGGCGUACCUGAACUUCCUGAAGACGUACACAAAGUUGGGGAAGAACAACGUGUUUGGCGUCGAACUGCCCGGGUUGAUUUUCCUGUUGCGGGAGGUCUUCCCGCACGCCCACACGUGGCGCUUCGAGAACGAAUCCGAGCGGCAGAAAAUCUACGUUUUCAUUCUGCAGUACCUGUUUGAAAUUCUCCAGCUCUCACCGGAAGCCCUCAAGAACGACUACCCGCGGACGAUCCUGCGCAACGUGUGCGUGUACAGUCUGCUCGACCUGGACAACGGCAUGACGCUGCUCAAGUUCGUCGGCGUCGGCAACGCGUACCUCCAGUCCGUGAUGGAGAACGAAACCAGCUGGAUGAUGGCGCCAGAGCAGAGCAUGAACCAAGUGGUUCAACUCUCCAUGACGAUCCUCAUGCAAAUCCUGCGCCUCAAGCACCACGUCAUCCCGGACCCAAAGCUGCUGUCGCCACUCGAGUCCGCCAUCUACACCCAGCCCAAGCAGCGGGACAACCUGCGGAUCAUCCCGGUGGUAACAGGUUACAUGAACAACAUCUUCAACCGCCGACUCCCGAUCUUGUCCUGUCGCCUGCUCCGACGCUUCUCGAUCGAGUUCAAAAUGUCCCUGCUUGCUUGUCUCGACAUGGAGCCCGACCAGAUCCGGGUCAUCUUCCUGCAGCGCCUGCGGGACGACCUGGAAAGCGAUAACCUGAAAAUCGCCGUGCUCGAGUUCGUAGAGGCGUGCAUUCACAAGCAACCUGGCCUGACGGAGGCCUUCUUCAAGGUGCACUACGACAACGUCGAGCAGCGGCUCUUCCUGGGCGUGAAGCCGGGCAAGAAGAAGAACAUCAGCGACGGCAUCCCGACCUACAUGGAGGAAUAUCUGGAGGCGAUCUCGAGCGAUCCGAAGAAGCUGGAGAGUCCGCUGCUGUCGCGGAUUAUGUCGCUGUUCCACGCGCUCUGGAAGAACAACAUGCAGAUACUGUGCAAGGAUCUGCUCGAGAAAAAGACCUUCUGGAGUUCGCUGUGCAAUCCGCUGUUCGGGAACAUUAGCGAGAACGUUAAAGCGUACAGCCAGCUGUUCAACAUCCUGGGGAUCGAGCUGUUCAAAAUAGACUCCGCCAAACAGGUCGACGAGGAUCUGAAGAAAGUGUACGAAAAGUUCCUCGAUUAUGACGUGUUUUCGCGGUGGGUUCGCGCCGUUUUCGACCUGCCCAAAACGACGGGGAAGGUGCAUGACGACAGCUCGCUGUGCGCGUCUCCGGUCGUUGACGAAACUCCCGAGUGGCUUAGCCGGCUGCAGUGCUUCAAAGAUCUGCUGGUGUUACUCAUUCGCAAGAAGGACACCGGCGUCCAUCUCCCCGACCGCAGCAAACGCUUCCUGGCGGACCAGUGCCUGAACGUGCUACUCGAACGCGCCGAGUACGCCGACGAUCUGCGCCCGUUUGUGAUUCUGGCUGAACUCUACCUUGUCGUGUUGUCCGACUACGAGCACAAGUACACCGAAAACGCCGAACAGGACGCCCAAGUCCUCACGAAGAUCCAAGACCUGCUCAACGCACUCGCCAUCAGCUACAAAGAGCUGCACCGUCGAGCCAAAGAGUCCAUCCUGGCCAUAGCCAUCAAAACCGUCGAGCUUCAAGCGGAUCAACUCAUCGAACACGACGCCAUCAUCUCGAGCGUCACCCGUUCCGCCGUCGACGUCGUCUGCCAGGAAGUGUACGACCUCGAAGUCACCACCCGAAUCGAACUCAAGUCCCCGAAAGCCCUCACCCUAACGCAACGAGACCAAGUCCCUCUUCUGCUCGCGCUAACCCUCGUCAAGAAGCUCGUCCUGGUGUUCGAGGAACACGAAAGCCCCCCGACCCGCUGGCAGUGCUGGUUCGUGCGGGCAAAGGUCUUCCAGCGGCUGCUCAGCAUUACCAGCACGCUGCUGCAGAACUACUCCCGGCGGAAGAUCACCGCCGAGGUGCUCGAACUGUUGGUGGUGCUGGCCAAGAGCCGCCGCUGCUCGGCCGAAAUGCUGCACUGCGACAUUGGCGAUUAUCUGUGGCUGAAGCUGCUGCCGCCGAAGGAGCUGCUGCAGCGGCCGUACGUGAUGCCCGAUGAGACGGGCCACAAGUGGAAAACCCAGGACUGGUGGCCCAUCUACACGAAGGGCAUCGAACUGGUGCGGGUGCUGCUGGCCCAGCAUCGGCAGCGCUUCUUCAAGGAUGCCAUCUUUUUCGCCGGCAUCCACGAGGAGUUCCUGAUGGACUCGUUGCUGCUGGCGAAGCAAUCGAUGGAGGGGAAUGCGAUCGCCUUGAUCAAGGGCACGCUCGAGCUGCUUUGUGAGUUGGUGAACUACGAGAAGGAGUGGCGGCUGGAGCAUGGGCAGAGUUUGAUCAAUUUGAUGCGUUGCGUCCAAAUUCUGAUGGACCACGCCGUGUCGCUACUCUACCGUCCAAAAAUCCUCAAACGUCUCGCCGAGGGCCCAUCGGUGCCGGAUUUAACCCACGAGCAGCACGACGACCCGAACGCCGUGGACACCUCGGACGAGCUCGUCACAGCGAUGAACAACUCGGUGGAGAUUGUGACGUUGUGCGCCAAGUGUCUGCUCAAGUUCAGCCCAACCCUGUUGAGUUUGCUGUGCGAUGUGCACUUUUUGCCCGGCAAGUGGUACCCGCUGAUUGAGAUUCAGUUCGGGGUGCCGAAGAUGAACGCCGAGAGUGCCUCCCAGCUGAGCUUCGGAACGGUGCUGCGAGCGGUUUGCAUGUUCACUAAGGUGUUGAACGUGCAACACUACUCGUUCCAGGAGACUCCCCUCAAUCAACUCCCACCCUCGAAAUCCGGAGAAUCGGACGGCUUCGACGUCACGCCCUCGCUCUCCAACUCGGCCCUUGCUCGACUCAACAAGUCCGCUCUUGCCGCCGCCUCCCCCGACGGAACCCCGUCCCGCCCGUCAAGCAGCGCACGCACACCCUUCUCCAAGUCCCUCUCGAUGACCUCCGUAUCCAGCUUCACCUCUACCAACGCAAUCGCCCUCUCAAACGAACUGCUCACCCACCUGGACUCCAAACUCUGCAUCAGCGGCCUCGAAUUCGUACUCACCCUACUAGCCUCCCAAAGCUUGCUCGCCCUCAAAGACGCAAACCUUUCCCAGCGCGAGAAGCAGCUCAUCAAGCGCGAACUCAGCACCGAGCUGCUCAUCUUCCACGAUUUCGUCAAGAAGCGCAUCCUCAAAGACUCCAAAGAGAUCCUCACCCGUAAAAAGUACGGCUCCGUGCCCAUCCUCAACAGCUACGACGACGACGAAGACGACAAUGAAGACAGCCGAGCAAGCCCUCUCCAACAAGCCCCGCCCAAGAAACCCGACCGCUCGAUGCGGGUCAACGUGGUCCGGAAGCAGCACCUGCAGCAAACCGCUUCCACGCCCAAGAUGUCCUCGUCGACGCCGGCCCCGCGUGGCAUCCUGAAACCAUCCACAUCAGGUCCAGUCAAGCGCGUCAUGUUUGAGGACGGGUUGGAGGCCGGAAUGAAGACGUUUGCGUACGCGAUGCCUGAAGAGGAUCCCAUCUACUACGAGCCGGAGGAGAGCAAGUACACGGGGCUGUCGUACGUGCGGAUCGUCGAGGAGGACUAUCUGCAUCUGUUUUCGAAUUUGUUUUUGAUUAUAUCGCAAAGCGAGAAUUAAACGGCUUUGGAGGGUGGACGCGUGUGUUCCGUUGCGAUGUGACAUU